Molecule: messenger RNA, 1856 nt
Organism: Chenopodium quinoa (quinoa)
Lineage: Eukaryota; Viridiplantae; Streptophyta; Magnoliopsida; Caryophyllales; Amaranthaceae
Product: protein STRICTOSIDINE SYNTHASE-LIKE 13-like
Exons: 4
Coding region: 458-1690 (410 amino acids)
Biological process (GO): biosynthetic process
Molecular function (GO): strictosidine synthase activity
Source: RefSeq, a predicted model, not a curated record
AGCAUGGAAAGAGCCCAAACAAACUUCUAUAUGAGUCUAUCAAAACAAUUAUACAAGUGGGACUUAAAUUCAUGACAAAAUUUUGGUUUCAUCUUCUCUAUUUUCAAGUAUGUUUUAAUAAGUGGUACUAAAACAACUAAACAAGCUCUUAUAUAUGUAAAGUAAACAAUCAUUCAUGGGUUAUAUCACACAAUAUUCAUAACUUUUGAUAUUGUCUUUUUCAUUUCAUAUGUAGUUUCUAUAAACAGUACAAAUGUCAUUGGCCAACAGAUCAAAAGAACAAACUUACCCUCAACCAAAACCAACUAUAAAACUUUGUCACAAGUAAUACAUGCUCUUCUUCUAAAUCCUACCAAAAGGAGCUUGAACUUCUCACCUUCUUUUUUUGCAUAACAUCUAUCUUUUUCAUCCUUCAUUUUCCUUCUAGAAGCCAAAAUAAUUGUCAAGAUUAACAAAAAUGGAGAAGAAAAAUGCAAUUAAAGAUGAGGCUUUGUUGCAACACCCUUAUCUUCUUGUGUUAGUUGUUGUAUUAGGGUUUAUUAUAAUGGAUCCAUUUGAAUUGGGUCCUUUGGGAGGGUAUGAGUUCAAGCCUAUUAAGAAUCAAAUUGCACCUUACAAUGAAGUUAUGAAAAAUUGGCCUAGAGACAACCAAAGUCGAUUGGGCCAACACGGUAAAUUGGAGUUUGUUGAUCAAGUUUUUGGCCCAGAAUCAUUGGAGUUUGAUAAAUUGGGCCGAGGCCCAUAUACCGGAUUGGCAGAUGGUCGAGUUGUAAGAUGGAUGGGUGAGAAAAUUGGGUGGGAAACAUUUGCGACUGUGACAUCAACCUGGUCAAUGAAAUUAUGUGGGAAAGGAGUUGACUCAACAACAGCAAAGCAAUGGAAGUUUGAGCAAUUAUGUGGGCGCCCAUUGGGCCUUAGGUUCGAUCAAAAAACAGGAAAUUUGUACAUUGCUGAUGCAUAUUAUGGGCUUCUUGUUGUUGGGCCUGAAGGUGGUCUUGCUACUCCUUUGGCAACCCAUGUUGAUGGAGAUCCCAUACUUUUUGCAAAUGAUCUUGAUAUUCACAAAAAUGGCUCAAUUUUCUUCACUGAUACUAGCAAGAGAUACAAUAGAGUGCACCACUUCUUGAUAUUAUUAGAGGGAGAAGCCACAGGUAGGCUUCUAAGAUAUGAUCCAUCUACCAAAGAAACACAUGUUGUAUUGGAUGGCUUGGCUUUUCCUAAUGGAGUUCAAUUAUCAAAAGAUCAAACUUUUCUCCUCUUCACUGAAACUACUAAUUGCAGGCUUAUGAAGUUGUGGCUUGAAGGCUCAAAAACAGGACAAGUAGAGGUGGUAGCAAACUUGCCAGGGUUUCCAGACAACGUAAGACUAAACGAAAAGGGCGAAUUUUGGGUAGCUAUAGAUUGUUGUAGGACAGCACCACAAGAGGUGAUGAUCAACAACCCGUGGCUAAGACGAAUGUAUUUUAGGCUGCCACUACCCUUGAAGAUCUUGGCUAGGCUAAUGGGGAUGAAGAUGUACACCGUGAUUUCGCUUUUCAAUGAGGAUGGGAAGAUCAUUGAAGUGUUGGAAGAUAAACAAGGUGUUGUGAUGCAAUUAGUGAGUGAAGUUAGAGAGGUUAAUGGUAAACUUUGGAUAGGAACUGUGGCUCAUAACCACAUUGCUACUCUGCCUUACCCUGCAUUAGUUUAAGCCAUAUUAGGGUGGUUUUGUUCAUGUAUGUUGUUUUUUCUAAGGAGAGUUGUGUUGAUGUUUUGGAAUUUCAUGCAAGAGCUUGAUUUAUUAGAUUUUAGAGUGAUUAUUGAUUGAAUAAUACCAUAAAUUAAACAUUAUACGUGUAAUCUAAUAGUUCAUGAAA